Molecule: messenger RNA, 962 nt
Organism: Osmerus eperlanus (European smelt)
Lineage: Eukaryota; Metazoa; Chordata; Actinopteri; Osmeriformes; Osmeridae
Product: myb-related transcription factor, partner of profilin-like
Exons: 3
Coding region: 79-897 (272 amino acids)
Cellular component (GO): nucleus
Source: RefSeq, a predicted model, not a curated record
CCAGAAGGAGCUGCCAGAAGGAAUGUAUCGUGUCCAAGCGUCUUUAUUGAUAUCUCCCCUUUUCAGGCACACGUGAGAAUGGAAAAAACAGCCAGCAAACGGAGCAAGAGGUCACCCUCGUUUACCCCAGAGGAGAUGGCCGUAUUAGUGGACGAGGUCUGGCAGCACCGUAAUGACUUAUUUGGGGGAACAAAGGGAAAAAAAACAAUUGUAUUAAAGAACCGAAUUUGGCAGGCCAUAGCCCAAAAGAUGUCCCCCUCUAGUCCCUGUGGCCUGCGAGACUGGGGUGCUGUAAGGAAAAAGUGGCAGGAGUUCCAAAGCCAAACCAAAAAAAAAAGUGCAAAGGUGAGGCGAGAGAGCAUGGGCAUGGGUGGUGGCGCACAUGGUGCUACAACCCUCACUCCGGACGAGGAAAAAGUCCUUUACAUAAUUGGAAAGACGGCCUCUGAAGGCAUUAGUGGGGGCAUCUAUCUUCUGGGGGACGAGGGCCUCUCAGGAAACAGCGAGGGCGAGGAGGAGGAGCCAUCUGGGAGCAGAGCGGCGACAUGCACGUCCCCAGGAGAAGACCACCCCCCACAACCGAGCCCUGUCCCCGCGCGCCAACCAACAGGGCCCGGUGUCCGCAUGCGGGGAAGCUUAGGAGGGUGGCCCCCCAUAACGACCUGCACCUGCAGCGAGAUGCUGGUGCGUCUCGAGAGGGAGAAACUGGUGGUGCUGCGGGGGAUAGAGGGCCAACUGGAGAGACAGACUGCCCUCCAGGAGGAGAUGGUGCAGAUAAAACGCCAGAAGUUGGAGCUGCAGCUGGCACUUGUCGAGGCGCAGUUCAACCGUCCCUCCAUCUCGGCCCCAAUAAUUCUCCCCCAGGAUGGAGGUGAUGCAGAUGCAGACGCCCAGUAAGACAGCGGUGCCACUGCUUUUAGUUUCUCUUUGUUUUUUUUAAAUAAACUACUUUUCCUUUUCAA